AUGACCUGGUCCCCGAUCCGUCAGCGGCAGUUGUUGACGUUCUUGUCGGUGUUGGCUUGCAUGUUGGCAACAGGCAUGCUGUUGGCUAUAAGCGACCACGGGGUCUUUUUUCCGUUUCAGUGGACUGCUGACUACACAAAGAAGUCGUACGGCAUUACUAUUGACGCAGGGAGUCAUGGAACACGCGGUCAUCUGUACGAAUGGAGUGGUCGUGUAGAAGACCCACAGAACCCACAGUUGCGGCCUGUGACAGUGCCGAUUGAGAUCUUUACGUAUGAGCCUGGUUUAAAGGGUAUUUCGGAGUUUGUGGAGCGGCCAUCGAAUGUGGGUUCUGAAGUGCUGAAGCCGAUUAUCGAAGCGAUGAAGAAGGAGUUGGAUAUGCAGGGAUGUUCGGAGACACGCUGGGCAUCAGUGCCAGUGUACGUCAAGGCCACAGCGGGGAUGCGGAAUAUGGAUGCAGACACGGCGGAGGGUAUUUUCAACGCCAUCCGGUCGUAUCUUUUGGACUCGGGUAACCCUUUUGAAUUUAAGCCGGAUUGGGCCCGUGUCAUCUCUGGUGAGGAAGAGGGUGUGUUUGGCUGGCUGGCCGUGAAUAGCGAACACUCGACGUUGCUAGAGCCGGCUGUGGGCACGAUAGGGGCUCUAGAUCUGGGCGGUGCGUCAGCCCAGAUCACCUUCAUGCCCACGACCGCUUCGGUCCUUGAAGACUUUUACGAAGUGGAUCUGGGGGAACGGGUUGUGCGCCUGUACUCUCACUCAUUCCUUGGCUACGGCUGGGACGACUCACGAAUGCGUGUGACCACCCGACUAGCGAUGGGCUCGUUCUUCAACGCGUUGGCGGAGGACGUACAUGCAUUAAACCAAGAUGUUGCGAACCCAAAGGUUAUGAGCGCGGACGAGAUUGCCAACGCUUUCCUGGCGGGCAACAUGGCCUCUUUCAAGCCCCUCACGCACCCGUUGAGUGCGAAGAAUGUGAAGCACGCCAUCUACCUGGAUGCUGCGACCGAACAUCUGCCCACCUACGUCCUUCAGGCAGCGCACCCCUGCGUCCCCCGAGGCUAUGACGCGUACUUCGACCUGCCCUCGCUCCUAUAUCCUGACGGCCGCUUCUUCCUGGAUAUCGACGACCGCGCAAUCAUCGCCUACAUGGCUGCCAUCGGCUACGACCUCAGCAAUCACGUCGUCACCAAAAACUUCCCGCACGCACUUCUCGAACAAGCCAAGACAGACCCUCUCUCCCACACCUCCCUCAAACCCGUCAUGGACAACGUACUCGAAACCUUCAACUACACCAGCUCCGACUCCGCCGCCAAACGCCUCUCGCUCGCCGCGGAAGAGAGCGCACCGUUCCAUCCCUUCGUGGAACCGCUCCCCGCACCCAAAAUGAAGUACAGAGUUUUGUUCAACGGCAGCGGAGACAUGCAAAAGUGCCAAGCUCUUGCCAAACAGUACGAACACCCACCACCACCACUUCACAUACCGCUGACUCACCCACUCCUGGCACUGACUCGUCACCUGCGUUUUAGGCUGUUCUACAAGGAGCCUUGUUUCUUGUCUUCGUGCUCUUACAACGGCGUAUAUCAGCCCCGCGUUGGCGACAGCCGUUUCCUAGCACUGGGCCAGUUCGCUAAGGUCCGCGCCGCUCUCGACAUACCGGUGGUCUCCACUCCGAACACCAUCGAAAAUCGCGCCAUGACCGUGUGCGGCACCAACUGGGCCAACAUGACGGCCCAGCAGCAGCAGGGGCAGUACGCUCCCUACGGCAAGUCCAGCAUUUCCCAACUGUGCUGGAAGGCCGUCUGGACUCAUGCGAUGCUCACCACCGGCUACGGCUUCGACGGAGACAGCCACGCCAUCACCUUCUUCGACAUCACCAACCCCGACGGAGCCGCGAAGUCGCCUGGCUGGGCCCUCGGCGCCAUGCUCAACGAAGUAUCCUCCAUGCCCUGGGAGUCAGCCAGAGGACGAUUUCAGGCUCCCUUCUGGUGGGCCUUCGCCACCGGCAUCGUGCUCAUACUACUCGCUUGCCUCCAGGCAGCCAAAAUCAAACGCCUCAGACAAAAGCUGCCACAAACCCGCUCCGAUAUCUACGUACAGUACUCCCCUGCUGAACAACUCAUACAGCCCUAG
Messenger RNA from Gregarina niphandrodes, 2130 nucleotides. RefSeq names its product putative nucleoside phosphatase. The transcript has a single exon. Gene Ontology annotation, cellular component: membrane. Gene Ontology annotation, biological process: nucleoside diphosphate catabolic process. Lineage: Eukaryota; Apicomplexa; Conoidasida; Eugregarinorida; Gregarinidae. Gene Ontology annotation, molecular function: nucleoside diphosphate phosphatase activity. Bases 1 to 2130 code for a protein of 709 amino acids. The record is from RefSeq and is a predicted model, not a curated record.